CGCCCGCCAGUUCGCGCCUUUCCAUGCGCCACAGACGAGAGCGCUCGGGCUGCAGGAGGCGUCCUUGGUGGUGGUGGUGGUGGGGCCUCCCUGUAGCGCCCCGCUUCCUCUUCAGCCGAGCAGCUCUGGAAGCCCCCGACCCGAGGGGCUGUGCGGAUCUCCGACGGCAGGAUGUGAACAGUUCAAUAAAUUCAAAAAAUAAUCUUAAAGAAAUUAUUAAAUUACUUGAUCACCGAAUCCAAGUUCUGCACCAAAAGAAUUUGAUGCAUGAACAUGAACCCUCAGAGAAACAGGACAGAUCAUUAACUGUACACUUGAAUGUGGUCAAAGGAUCCUCUGUAAAAGUGAAGGCAACUCCUAGUAGUCUAACAACACAAGAAAUCCCUUUUCCCAAUAGCUAUACAGUACUGAUUGGUUACAAGCUGCACAAGAUUUCCCCAAAUAUCCUUGUGGACACACCAGUGAGACCUAAUAAAGUGAAGGGUGCAGGAACCGAAGAAGAAAUAACUUUGCUUCCUGGCUUGAAACAGGACAAAAAUGCUGGUAAUAAUGAUGGCAAAUCAGUAAGAGCAACUAAUAUCACUGUAAGAUUCCUUUCCGCUGACAAUUCAAGCAGAACUGAGAUUGACAUUUACAAUUUAAAAGAUUCAAGAGAAGUCCCUGAAAUUCAUGUUGUAGCCAGCAACAUUAUGAACCAAGGCAUUAAAACUGAUACAGUAGUAUUAAAAGGCAAUGGUUUGCAAGUGGUAGUAAACAGUUCAGUGGAUAAUAAUGUGAAGCAUAUUCCUGAAAAAGGGAGAAGAACAGCCCUGAUAUUACCUGAUCAUGGAAAGACCACUGCAGAUGGCAGUAAAAGAGACCAUCCUUUCACAGCUUUCAAGCUAGUAAAAGCUGCCCACUUGGAAAAACCUGCAAGCCAGUCUCUGGUUUAUGAAGAUAUUAACCGAAAAGCAACAAGUGCACUCAAAGAUGAAGGUUCACAAAGCAUAAUGACAACAAAAACAGAAACUUCUGUAGAAGAACUAGAAAAUAUACUAACUGAUCUGAAGAUGGAAAGGGUGAAGCAAGAGACUCCAUCCACUAAUGAGAAAUUGCAGUCUUCAGUAAUGGAAGAUAUUCUUCAGGAUUUACAGGAACAUCUAGUUCGUAGGCCUUCCACCAGUGACAGCGAUGAACCAAUGCUGAUGGACAAUAUUUAUUCAUCAAACGAACUUGAAGACCCAGAAGAAGCAGGUUACAGUGAAGAGAACCACAACAUGAUGACAGCGCCUGUCCCAGAAGACGCGGAUUUUCUGCCGUUCACAGACGAACCACCACUCGAAGCAAUCUCUGUCCCAAAUUUGGUUACUGAAGUGACAAAUGAACAUAUGAAUAAUGCCCAAAGAUAUGAAUUCUUUGAGAAAUAUGAAGGUAUUCAGGGCAGGAAAAAAGCAAAAGCUGCAGACCUUAAAGACCUGCUAAAGCACAUCAUCAUAGCCUGUGUAGCUGUCACUGGUUUGAUCUUGACUGUAAUAGUUGUUGUGCACAUAUACACUUCAUUAUUUGUGAAGAAGGAGCAGGAACCUGAUAAAACAAAUUCUGACAAAAAAGGCGGACCUGACAAAAAUGAAGUCACAUCGGCCGAGAAAACCAGAAGCCAACAACCACAUUACAAUGUUGGCAUUGAGGGAGCACAAAACAAACAACCAUAUUACAAUGCUGGCGUUGGGGGGACACAAAACCAACAACUGGAAUAUGCUGUUAACAUUGUGGAAACAGGAAGCCAGCAGCUAGAAGACAGCGCUGUUGGAACUGACAAUCAAAACAACAACAACUUAAGUUCACCACCAGAAAUGUUUUCAUCAACAGAUUGUGAUUACAUCAAAAAGCCUUUAGAUCUCCAUCCUGUCAAAGCUAUGUUGUCCCCUAGCUCCCCACCAGAAGACACUGGCUUGCUUCUCCCGUUUGAACCUUCAAGGCACAGUGCCCAUAAUAGUUUGCCUUCGUACAACAGCAGCACAUGUAAGAACCUCAAAGUACAACCUAGAACUUUCAGAACCAAUCAUAGCUCUUAUAAACGUCCAGGAAAUUAUGGUAAAUCCAAAGAUCAUGACUAUAAAAGACUUCAAGCCAAAGAUACUGCUUGUUACAAAACCAAACCAAUCUACCAAAGACCAUCUAGGCAUAGACCCAAAUCCACAGAACCCGGAAGAGGACACAAAAAGGUUUCAGCUAAGCAACAUAGCUACAGCAGCUCAAGUUGGGUUGAAGAUCCUUCAUCAAAUGUUUCUGCUGCUUUAGACACUACCAAAAACUCCAAGGAGUCAAGACUGUCCCAAGAUGAUGACUCAGACUGUGCAUGUUUUCAGCAUAUCAAAGGUUCUUCUAGUACAGACUCAUAUUCGAAUUAGAGCAGCACAGAGAGGAGGGACUUAUUGUUCAGUAUGACUGCUGUCCGGAAGUGUGCAGUCCUAUAUUUUUACCAUGGUUAAUCAUGAUGGAACACUAUAGUAUCCUGGAGAACACAUGUUGCAAUCAUGCUAUUGAAUAAUAAAAAGUAGGUUUGGUGUUGGGUUACAGGAGUUGCUAAUCUGGCUUCUUGGAUUUGUCCAAUUAAAUUAUUUUCUGCUUGAAGUGUAAUAUGUGCUCACAUUCUUUAACAGGCACUAAUUCACAUUUGGGGGUGGGGAUAGAAAAAAAUAGAGCCCUGCGCUCUGCAAGAACAUGCAGUUCUUUGCAACAUGAGUGUCAAUGAGAAACUGCAACAGUAUUAAGUAUUUGGGGUCUUAAAACUCACUGGCACUAUUAAUGUUGAAACGAAGGAGAAAUGUAUUGCACACCCGAAUACUAAGGGACCAGGAAGCUAUUGCAGAGGGUUUAGCUUUUAGCUUUUUCCAUUUUCUAAAAAAUCCUUACUAGGAAACAACAACAAAAAACCCACACCCCAAGCACCUGGUAAGGGACAUUAUUUUACCACAGAAUCAGAAAUAGUACAAUAUACUCUUGGCUCCACAACCUAUGCAACUGAAGUACAGUAAUAACUUACAGAGCUUUCAGAAACAACUCUGUGACACUGGAGCCAACAAUCUCCAUCUCUGAGGCACAGUGCAAGUGUGUUUUAGUCCAGAGGGUGCUGUCCAUCCCCACCUCGGAGCCUGGCAGGAUGAAGGAGAAAAGGAAAUAUCUGUAGUAAGCUGGUCUCAGUUGUUUCAUAAUGUACACUUGACAUUCUGCAUGGGUAUCGAGACAAGCUAAAGAAAAAGCGGCCCUAUAAUUCAGUAAUAGUUUUAUUAAAUCAGGCACUUUGUCAGAAGAAACAGAAAAAAGUUUGAAAGAUAAUUGUGUUUAUUUUCUAAGCUUUUACCUGUGAAUAUAACAAAUGGAUAAUUGAGUGGUGAUAUAUAGUGACUUUUUUUUUUUACAAAAAUGUUUCCCCCUAACAUCUGGACAGCAAUAUAUAAAUAUUUACAAUGGAAAAAUAGGCAAGGAAAGAGAAAUAAGUAGUCUUCAUUAUCCAAAUUAAUUUCUAAUACAUCAGAUUUGAACACAAAAUACUUCAUUCACAUCUAUUCAAUAUUUACAUGUUUCAUUACUGGAGAUCACUGAGGUUUUAACUUCAUUUCUACUAUUUGUUGUGUUGGACUUCUGUUAUGUUUCUAAUAUUUGUUUCUGUAAAGCAGUUAAAAAAUUUCUGGAAAAAUAAAUCAGUUUUGAAAAUGUUGAAAACA
Messenger RNA from Podarcis muralis (Common wall lizard), 3707 nucleotides. The record is from RefSeq and is a predicted model, not a curated record. NCBI's taxonomy places the organism in Eukaryota, Metazoa, Chordata, Lepidosauria, Squamata, Lacertidae.